UAUCUCUUGGUAUAUCAAUUAUACUCUGAUAAUUUUCGCGUUUUAUAUGGAAGACUCUGAUAUGAAAUAUUAUUUACUAGCGGUCGUGUAAUUUAACAGAUGUAUUUUAUCCAUUACUCUAGAUGGAUUUAAAAGUUAAUUUAUGUCGCUUUGGCACAAUAAUCACUAACGGCUUCUGAACAUUUGUUAUGUGUCAUAACAGUGCACGAAUAUUAGAUACGUCCUAUUUAUAUAUACAAAUAUAUAUACAAAUAUCUAGUUCGUUCUCCUUAUAAAGACAACAUAUUUCUUUAAUCGUCAGUUUGUUGCAUUUCGCUGAAAAGGAAAGCGAGUGGAUUACGACUUUGGAAGUAUUAUUUUUCCUGUGUAGAAGACAACAAACAUUAGGAAUAAGAAUAACAUAUAUGGAACAUUUACAUAUUUAUAUAUUUAGCUACAUUUCGAUGUGCGCUGCUCAUUGGACGUCUCCAAAUUUCGUUACGAAUAAAGAUCAAUAUUUAAACAUGGACGAGCAAGAUUGUUUGGAUGCUUCACCACAUGAUCAUCUAUUGAUUAAUAAAACACGGCCAAUUAGAUAUACUAUAAAUUUCGAUAUACAUCCGAGUUAUAAUAGAACUACCAGUACAACUAGUAUUAUGCUCAUUGUUGACGAACCAACUAGAGACAUAAGAUUGUACGCUUAUGAAUUGCGUAUCCUCGAAAAUAUGAUAAGUCUAAAGAAUAUAAAUACUUCCUCAUUAGAAUUUUACACGGUCCACGGUUACUAUUAUUGCAGACAAUCGCAGAUCUUGGACUUGCAGUUUGAUAAAAUUAUAAUUGCAGGAGUUUAUAACUUAACAAUUUACUCCGAAGUUGCUUCUCCCAUGAAAAGUAUAUUUGAGUACGAGUAUAGCAAUGAAAAUACAAAUUGUGAGAAAGCAAGGUUGUUUAUUAUGAACUUUGAGACAAGGGGGGCUCGAAGAAUGAUUCCCUGUUGGGACCAGCCCGGAAUAAAAGCAAUUUUCAACAUAUCUGUCAAGCAUCCUAAGGAAUACAGAUCUUUUUCAAAUAUGCCCAAAAUACUCAAAGAUUGUAGGCAAGAUUUUUGCUGGACUUAUUUUAAUGAAACACCUUUGAUAUCCCCUACUACAAUCGUGAUUGCUCUGGUUGAAAACAAUGUCAAAAGUAAUGAAACAUCUGAAGAUGAAAUUGACUUAAUUUGGUAUCGCUCCGAACUAGAGACAGUCACAUUACUACAUACAUUAAGAACAAUUGAACAGGUCAAGGUAUUCUUGAUAUUCAUGACGGGUUUACUCAAUAUGCCAAAGAGGAAUCACAUAUUGUUCCCAAGUAAUAUAAUAAACCCAAUAGGAUAUUUUGGCCUUAUAAUAUACCGUGAAAAAGAUCUUCUAUAUAAUGGAUAUUUCGAUUUCGCUGGCUGCAAACUUUAUAUAACCGAGAUAAUUUCAUACCAAAUGGCACGUGAGCAGUUUAGAGGAGUGAUUACCGGGUUUUGGUGGACCGAUCUGUGGUUAGGCGAAUCACUUUCGAAGCUUUACAGUCAUUACAUCGUGGACAAGAUUUUCAGCCACUUACAAUUAAUGGACCUUUAUGCGAUUCAAAUUCUUCAACAAACUCGUUACCAAGAAAUUAAUUGUCAAAUGAAAGCUCUUUCCGAAUAUAAUAUACAGGUUGUGGAUGAAAUUGAUGUUGCUCUCUGUUCUCAUUGGUAUUAUAAUAAAGGUGAGUGUUUGGAGAUUAAAAAAAAUGCUCACAUGUUUCUGAACGGAAACAGUGUAUAGAUUAUGCUACUU
This is a messenger RNA of Harpegnathos saltator (Jerdon's jumping ant), 1793 nucleotides long. Its product is annotated as aminopeptidase M1-C-like. Gene Ontology annotation, molecular function: metalloaminopeptidase activity; peptide binding; zinc ion binding. Gene Ontology annotation, cellular component: membrane; cytoplasm. NCBI's taxonomy places the organism in Eukaryota, Metazoa, Arthropoda, Insecta, Hymenoptera, Formicidae. The record is from RefSeq and is a predicted model, not a curated record. The transcript is spliced from 6 exons. Gene Ontology annotation, biological process: peptide catabolic process; proteolysis. The coding region runs from base 405 to 1781 and encodes 458 amino acids.